AUGAAUGUCAAGUCGAGGUUAACACUUAUAUUGCCCCAAAAAUUUUUUGGUGUGUUACCAUUAUUUAUAGGAGUUGAAAUGGUCUUAGGGGUUGCUAUUUUAAAUAAAGCCGGUGGGGCCUUUGGAGUGUUAUCACUUUUAACAGGGCAUCCUAUUAACUUCUGGCAAUGGUUAUACAAUGUUUCAUGUUUAUGCAUAUUGCCAUUUUAUAUUUCUGCAUUAUCCAACUUGACAGUAAAGUUUAGAAACGUUAGAAAGAUCUCAUUUGCAUGUCUUAUUUAUACAUUUGACACUGCUUUUGGCCUUUUAUAUACAUUUUAUUUCACUUAUUUUUGGUUUAGUAGUGAAGAUACCAAUCCUACUGGUAAUGAAAGAAGAGAUUUGGGUGUCUCUGGAGGAAUUGCUGCAGAAGCUGUUCAACCAGGUAAAGGAUACACUAUUUCCAGUUCAACUACAGACUUAUCACAAUCAGCAUCUCCUGCAAGGGAAUUAUUUUUAACUGUCAGUGCCACUUUAAUAACUACCUGUUUGAGAUUUUAUUUUAAUUUAGUGAUGAUUUCAUUUUCUAGAUCAUUGAUUAAACAAUACACUAACGAUACUAUCAAUGUGAACAUUAUUGAUGAAGAAGCUCAAGAAAUCUUUAGUAGAAAUACAAUUCUAAGCAGAAUUAAAAAGGCAGUUUACGAAUUAGAAAUGAGAUCAAAAGAUAUUUUAACCGAAUACUUUCAAUAA
Yamadazyma jaroonii is the source of this 732-nucleotide messenger RNA. The record is from the annotation of a GenBank genome assembly. Lineage: Eukaryota; Fungi; Ascomycota; Pichiomycetes; Serinales; Debaryomycetaceae.